Molecule: messenger RNA, 1793 nt
Organism: Cololabis saira (Pacific saury)
Lineage: Eukaryota; Metazoa; Chordata; Actinopteri; Beloniformes; Belonidae
Product: spermatogenesis-associated protein 1-like
Exons: 11
Coding region: 289-1731 (480 amino acids)
Source: RefSeq, a predicted model, not a curated record
UAGAACGUUACCAAAAAAUAUACGUGGUGUAUCUGGUGUCAAGUUUGGUCCAGAUGAUGGGAAGGAUCUUUCUGUGAGCUGCUGUCAUUAUCAGCACCAGAGCAACCACUGCUGGCACUCUCAUAAAAGAACCUCCACCGGACAACAGUGUGUUUGAUUACAACAGAUUGUUACCUAGCAGUCUGGGUCUUCAAAGCACAUGGAAAACACAAGCUGUCUUGCUUCUACACUAAAAACACCUCAGUGUCAGUGUUUUGCUGCUUUUCGGUUUGCUGAAGCUGACUGCUGAUGGAGCUUUCCUGUGAGUCAGUGAGAUAUGCAGAAGACAGCAGGAGACCAGCCAGUUGCAAGUUUGUGGAGCUCCAUGUGCUGUAUGUGCCAAGUGACCAGUGGAAUGAGAAACUCAAUAAAGUUCCAGCUGAAGCCACGGAGAACUUCGUAUCUGCUGGCUUCAUCAGAGUUUACCCUGAUAUCACCUUGAAAACUCUGAGGAGCGAGCUGAGUGUUCUCCUUGGCAAGGAGAGGAGCAUCAACAAGUACUCCUUCCUGAAAUGUGUGGGCCAGAGCCUGGCACUGGUGAAAGGUAAACAGGAAGGAGAUCUGAAAGUGAAAUUAUUCGCUCCACCCUAUGCUGCACAGCCAGAACUUUACCUGCUGCCCACCGUGGAGACAGAGAGCAGUUUCUUCUCCCAGUCCUUCACCCUGGACACCAGCAGCAGCUCCGCAGAUGAGCAGACGUACUGUCCAUCUCCCAGGAUGUUCAGCUUGCCAAUGAGGACAAAGGGAGCUGUUAAAUUCCCCCACAUCCCCCAGUGUUCCCAGCAGCCACCUCCCACUUCUGGGCUGGAGGAGGAGGAGGAGGAUGACGAGGACGAGGACGAAGAGGAGGAUGAAGACAACCAGAGCUGCAGCUCCUCAGAAAAUGAAGAGGAAUCUCUGUGCUCCACCAGGAGAGCAGAGCAGCAGAGUUGCCCAGGGAAACCUCAGACUCAGACGACACUGCAGCUCGUUUCACUGAAAAAAGCUUUAGGAAGAUGUGAAGCUGAGUCCGUUCAGGGGAAACGGGUACCAAAUGGAAAGGAAACAUGCAAAAAGAAGAAACCAUGCCAAAGUGACAGAAACUCAGGAGCUCCCCAGUCUCAUGAGGACAAGGAUUCAGGCUUCUCACUCUCAGAUGGGGUUGGAAAAUCCAAAGGAGAGACACUAAUCGAGGAAAUCAAGUUGAUGAAGGAGGAGAGGAAGCAACUAGAGUGGACAAGACAAGAGCUGCUGAGAAAGGGCAAAGACCUGUUGGCUCAGAGCAAACAUCGCAGGAACUUAGCGCGUGACCGCUGGAAAAAGAAAUACUUUGAAGCCAAGAAGGCCACAGCACCAUUGGAAGAAAAUCUGAGGGAUUUAAGACAAGAACUGGAGAUAUAUUACAACAAACUCCUGUACCAGCUCCAGGCCAGAGACUACAGAGGAAAACAAGGACGACCAGGACCGUCUUCAUUAAAGAAUGAGGUCAUCAUUCAGAUCAUGAAGGAGAUCUAUGAGACUGACGACCUAAAGCGGAAGGUAGAAGAUGCCAAGAUGAAACUUCUAACAGAGAUGAAGUUGAGGAAGCAGGCAGCUACAGAGCUAAGAGCACUGAGGGCUGAGCUGGCCCAGAGGAAAAGUCAAUCAUCUCAUCCCUCACUGAUGCAAAACACCGUUCAGAACAGAGCACCACUUCAAAGCAGCUGCAUCUAAAAUGUGACUAAGGCUGCUCAUCUGGUCUUGAAAAAUGGAUCGAAAUGCCAAAAUGUCUACAA